Pyricularia grisea is the source of this 201-nucleotide messenger RNA. RefSeq lists its product as uncharacterized. NCBI's taxonomy places the organism in Eukaryota, Fungi, Ascomycota, Sordariomycetes, Magnaporthales, Pyriculariaceae. Bases 1 to 201 code for a protein of 66 amino acids. The record is from RefSeq and is a predicted model, not a curated record. The transcript has a single exon.
AUGUCGAUGUGCAUAGUGCCGCGGUACCGCUGCACCAUCUCCUCCUUGCCCUCGACGCCCUCUAGCAGCAGCCAGCGCGGCUCUCGCGCCAGCUGCAGCAGCGCCUGCUCGUUGACCUCGCCGUCCGCCGUGGUCCAGGCCUCCCUCGUCUCCAUCUGCCGCGGCGUCAUGUCGGGCGCAGAGAGGUGCUUGGCCACGUAG